AUGUCUAAUGUGGUUGUCGCAACCGGUGUGGCUCGGGACACCGACCGCCAGGGAGAGUCCGCAGGUGUAGCCGCGAAUGUGACCAGGGAGGUGCCAAUGCCCACGCCUGCGCCGGUACCUCCCAUAGAAGUGGUCUCCCCUGCGGUCAUCGAUCACAGUGCCGAUGCCGGCAUGACCCUCUUCUGCUUCGCCUGGUCACCACGGCGGAAGAACGACGAGGGCAUGCUUAACGAGGUCCGGAGGCAGUACAAGAAGUGCGACGGUCACCUCUUCUUUACGGACACCGAGAGUCCAGUGAAAGAGGACGAAGAAGACUUUGUCCGAGUCCAGGUGCCAAAGCAGCGCGUGGAACGGACACAUGGGCAAUGGCUCUACCACCGGAACAUGGCCGGGUUAAUGCCUUCCUGGGAUCAUUUGCUGCGCUCCGGAAUCGCCGAGAGCUUCGAUUGGCUGCUCAACUCUGAGUUAGAUCACUUCCUCUCCCCUUCGAGGGCGAAGGAGACGAUUCGAGAGUACCUUCAAGGUCUUGAG
Symbiodinium sp. CCMP2456 is the source of this 531-nucleotide messenger RNA. The record is from the annotation of a GenBank genome assembly. Lineage: Eukaryota; Dinophyceae; Suessiales; Symbiodiniaceae.